Eublepharis macularius is the source of this 1350-nucleotide messenger RNA. It is a transcript of the gene SPATC1L, whose product is annotated as spermatogenesis and centriole associated 1 like. The record is from RefSeq and is a predicted model, not a curated record. Bases 1 to 1350 code for a protein of 449 amino acids. NCBI's taxonomy places the organism in Eukaryota, Metazoa, Chordata, Lepidosauria, Squamata, Eublepharidae. The transcript has 5 exons.
AUGACUGAGGAGUGGAUGAAAAGAAUUCAGGAUGAAAAUACACACCUUAAAAAUCAAAUCAGGCUACUUAAGGAGAACUAUGAAUUACGUGCAUUCUUGGGUCAGCAGUGUGAGAACAACGGCCAAGGCCAGUUUUUAACUCCUCUCAUCCCUCCUGCAUAUCCUGAUGCUUGUUUGUUGGCAAAAGGAGGUCAGUAUCUUGGAACAGCAUUUAAAAAAAUGGAAUCUGAAGUUCACCAGCAGCCACCCCUGCUUGAGAAUCUUAAUUAUUCCCCACACAUCAUCGCCAAGGAAAGUUUGCUUCUGUGUAAUCCCAGCGCUCAGGUGCAACCAAAGCGACUCCAUAAUGACCCACCCCCUUUUCAGCUGAGAAGUGGGGAAAAGAAAUUAGCACCUUUGACAAGCAUGUCGUGUUCUACAAUCGGCAGGAAACAGCUUGAGGAAUUCACAGACGUCACAGGGCUGAAGAAACCUUGGCUCACAGACAGCCCUGGAGGUGAUAAAGUUCAGAAUCCAUUCCCCCUUAGCAUUGCUUACUAUAAGGCUGGACGAUUACUUGGUUCCAAAGACACGUCAAAUCACCUCCCAUCCUGGACAGAAGAAACAGCUCCCUCAAACCCUACAAGCACUCCACAGAAGGAUAAUGCCCAAGCACAGGCUGUAUUUUCAAAUGAUCCCCGGAUUCCCAAAGGUGUUUCCUCAUCUGGGAUUUCUGACAGGCAGGGCUAUCACAUCGCAGGCAGUGCUCUGGAAUCAAGGACAGACAAAGCGCUGCCUGCAUCGGAAGAGAUGCCCAGGAAGAAGCACGUCUGGUUUUCAGAUGCACCGGUCACAGACAGGCAAAGGAAGCUCCAUACGUUCCACUUAAGCGAUCUUGAGAUUGCUCAAAACAACAAGAAAAAUGGGCGCAUAGUGGGAGAGAUUGCCUUCCAACUGGAUAGGCGCAUCCUGGCACAUGUGUUUCCUGGCAUCACGCGCCUCUAUGGCUUCACAGUGUGCAACAUUCCUGAGAAAAUCAAGCAGCUCUCGAUGAAGUCCACAGAUGGUUCUGUGGAUGAGAAAAAGUACCGAGCCAUGACCCAACGCUAUUUAGACCUGACCUCUCAUCUGGAGAAGAUGGGCUACCACACAGAUAUUCACCCAGUCUUCAGUGAGUUUCUCAUCAACACCUAUGGUAUCCUAAAGCAAAGGCCAGACCUGAGUUCUAACCCGCUACACAACAGCCCUUCUGACCUCCGGAAGAUGGUGAUCGAUAUUGUGCCCUCCAAGUUCCUCGGGGAUACCUUAUUGCUUUUGAACUGUUUGUGCGAACUUUCCAAAGAAGACAACAAGGCCCUCUUUGCCUGGUAA